AUGCGUACCAUGGGGGCAAAGAAGGCAGCUGAAACGGCAUCCCGUCGUUUCUUAAAAGAACGGAUUUUUCUAACCAGACGCACUCUUGGCUCGGCCAAGACCGAAUAUGAAACUUUGAAGGCCGAAGUCAUAUCGAACUUAGUCCCCCAACAUAGCGAUGAGAUAUUGAAGGUUAAUGAAGACAUCUACCGAGAUGUCUUCAUGAAAUGUAAGACGAGACAACAAACGAAAUUUGAUAAACUCACACAGCCAAAGUCGAGCAGCACGGUGCCCUCAUUAGCGAAUGAGGAGAAGUGGGUUAUUAACCUAUCUUCUAGAACGAUCUCUUCUUCGGAAGAAGAGAUUCUUAAGAAAGGCCUCGGCUUUGCCGUCUCCCCUAGACGGAUUCCAGCUACCGAAAUAAUUGCGAAAGUUGAGACAGCGGUCAAGUAUCUUGAUGCGGAGUCGGCCGACGCCACCCGCAGAGAUGUAGACAACAUCCUACAAAAAGCACGCCCCCCUAAGGCUGAUGAUAGUAUUACUAUUCUUCCAGCCGACAAAGGUCGUGCCACAAUCAUUCUAGACACCACAAUAUAUCAUGAGAAAUUGACCGACUUAUUGGAGUCUGGUCCGUAUCGUGUAUUAAAGAAAGAUCCCACAGAUCGCUUGGCUCGCAAGCUUACCAACACCUUGCUGAACCUAAAGAAAGACAAUGUGAUGGAUGAACCGACCUAUCGUAGACUGAAACCCACACAAAAGCAACCUCCUAGAAUAUACGGGUUACCCAAGAUACACAAACCCACAGUACCAUUACGACCUAUAGUGUCAUGCAUAGGCUCCUUUGCCUAUAACCUCUCAAAGUACCUAGCUGAAAUUCUUUCUCCGCUCACCGGUUUGACUGAAUAUACGAUUCCCAAUUCGAGUGGUUUUGCAGAGUUCAUAGCAGAGCAAACCAUCGGUACUCAAGAACGCAUGGUUUCGUUUGACGUAGUUUCACUCUUCACCAAUGUACCGAUUGAGGGCGCAUGCAAUGCUACAUUGCAACGCUUACAAUCAGACAGCAAUUUGUCUACCCGUACCGCACUCUCACCGGAACAACUCACUCAACUCCUCGAGUUUGUUCUACGAUCCACAUAUUUUCUGUAUAAAGGUUCAUACUAUGAACAGACAGAAGGGGCAGCCAUGGGCAGUCCAGUCUCGGCUGUCGUGGCCAACCUAUACAUGGAGAGUUUCGAAGAAGAUGCGCUGGACACAUGUCCCCUCUCUUGCAUACCUCGUGUUUGGAAGAGGUACGUAGAUGACACCUUCAUCAUAGUUCCCAUCUCUGAAACAGAUAAGCUGCUUAAACACAUGAAUAGCCUUGAACCAACCAUCCAGUUCACAUCAGAGAUAGAGUGUGAAGGGAAGAUAGCAUUCUUAGACACUCUAGUUCAUAGACACGACAACCAUAGGCUCUCCACCUCAGUCUAUAGGAAGCCUACCCACACAGACCAGUACAUUGACUCUCACCAUCCCAUAUCGGUGAAGAGAGGUCUAGUGAAAUGUCUAUUUGACAGAGCUUCACGCAUUGUGACAAGUCCACAACAGCCAUGCAAAGAACGGACCCGUGUUCGCAGCGCCCUGAGUCUCAACGGUUACCCACGCCGUUUUAUACACAAUACCAAGAAUAGGUCGUCGGAACCCAGGGAUCAGAAGGUAUACAAGACUUUUACAGUCUUGCCGUACAUUGAUGGGGUCUCCCAACAACUCAAGCGCCGCCUAGAGAGCCAUGGCAUUCGAACGGUUUUCAGAUCAGAUACCACCCUACGUCAACAACUUACACGCCCCAAGGAUCCAAUUCCUCCACAUAGACGGGACGGCAUUGUGUACAACAUCCCUUGUAAAGGAUGUGAUAGAUCCUACAUCGGUGAAACUGCCCGUCCGAUAAAAGAAAGAAUCACUGAGCAUAAGAGGGACGUCAGACUCCGUCGAACUGACAACUCAGCCGUAGCCGAACAUGCUUGGGAUAACCAACAUCAACCAGACUGGGACGGGGUUCAGUGCCUUUCCCAGGAAAGGCAUUGGUACACACGAAGGGUGAAAGAAGCUAUCAAUAUCCGUCUCAAUCCUAAUAAUUUCAACAGAGACAACGGGAUCGAUAUCCCCGAAUUUUGGAUGCGGACGAUAUAUGCCGCCAUGACACUCGCCGUCCUGCCAGCCAACACCGGUCGAUUCCAUUCAGCAGACGGUCUGAUCCAGCGGCCCGUUGAUUGGCUGAGUACCGUAUGCGUCGGCCAAUAG
Messenger RNA from Strongylocentrotus purpuratus (purple sea urchin), 2259 nucleotides. RefSeq lists its product as uncharacterized. The transcript has 2 exons. The coding region runs from base 1 to 2259 and encodes 752 amino acids. The record is from RefSeq and is a predicted model, not a curated record. Lineage: Eukaryota; Metazoa; Echinodermata; Echinoidea; Camarodonta; Strongylocentrotidae.